GGAAGACGCGGAGAGCUGCGAGCGCGUGCGAUGGAUAACCACGGCCUGGAGGAGUUCCGCCGGCGCUGGCAGGAGGAGCUGGCACAGGCCCAGGCGCUGAAGAAGCGGCGGCGGCCCGAGAAUGCCGAGCGGCGGCCGCGCCGGCCCGAGUUAGUCCCCGGGCGCGGCGAGCAGGCCUCGGGGUACCUGGCACUGGCCCAGGGCCUUCUGGAGGGCGCGGGGCGACCCCCGGCAGCGCGGGCCACCCGGGCUGAGAGGCAGGACGCGGCGAGUCGUUCUCGCUCCCCUCAGGCCCGCGAGGACACCGGGGGAGGAGACCAGCUGGUGGACCAGCUCAUCCGCGACCUGAAUGAAAUGGAUGAUGUGCCCUUCUUUGAUGUCCAACUGCCUUACGAAUUGGCAAUUAAUAUAUUUCAGUACCUGAGUAGGAAGGAUCUCGGAAGGUGUGCACAGGUGAGUAAGACGUGGAAGGUGAUUGCAGAAGAUGAAGUGCUGUGGUACAGACUGUGCCAGCAGGAAGGGCACCUUCCCGAGAGCAGCAUCUCUGAUUAUUCUUGCUGGAAGCUCAUCUUCCAAGAGUGCCGAGCCAAGGAACACAUGUUAAGGACCAACUGGAAGAAUCGCAAAGGUGCUGUGAGUGAGCUGGAACAUAUUCCUGAUGCAGUUUUAUGUGAUGUACAUUCUCAUAAUGGAGUGGUCAUUGCUGGGUAUACAUCAGGGGACGUAAGGGUGUGGGACACCCGCACCUGGGACUACAUAGCCCCCUUCCUGGAAUCAGAGUAUGAGGAGGACGAGCUUGGAAUGCAGCCAUAUGUCUCCUUUGUGAGGAUAAACAGCUCACUGGCGGUAGCGGCUUAUGAGGAUGGAAUUCUUAACAUUUGGGAUCUAAGGACUGGAAGGUAUCCUAUUCAUCGUUUUGAGCACGACGCAAGAAUACAGGCACUGGCCCUCAGCCAGGAAGAUGCAACUGUCGCCACAGCUUCUGCCUUUGAUGUCAUAAUGUUAUGCCCUAAUGAAGAAGGAUAUUGGCACAUAGCUGCAGAAUUUGAAGUUCAGAAACUGGUUGACUACCUUGAAAUAGUUCCAGAUACUGGAAGGUACCCUGUGGCAAUAGCCACUGCUGGAGAUCUGGUCUACCUGCUAAAAGCUGAAGACUCUGCCAGAACCCUUCAUUACGUCUACGGCCAGCCUGUCACAUGCCUUGAUGUCUCAGCCAACCAGGUUGCUUUUGGUGUGAAGAGUUUGGGAUGGGUGUACGAAGGAAACAAGAUCCUGGUGUGCAGCUUGGAAGCAGAACGCUGCAUCUCGAAGCUGGGUAAUGCGCUUGGUGACUUCACAUGUGUCAACCUCCAAGACAGUCCUCCCAACCUCAUGAUCAGUGGCAACAUGGACAGGAGGGUGAGGAUCCAUGACCUCCGCACUGACAAAAUCGCCCUGUCGCUCUCUGCUCACCAACUUGGCGUCUCCUCAGUCCAGAUGGAUGACUGGAAGAUUGUCAGCGGAGGCGAGGAGGGCCUUGUCACUGUGUGGGAUUAUCGGAUGAAUCAAAAGCUGUGGGAGGUGCAUUCCCGGCACCCCGUUCGUCACAUUGCCUUUAAUAGCCACAGCCUCAUCACGGCCAACGUACCUUAUGAGAGGGUGGUGCGCAAUGCCGACCUGGACAACUUCACCACUCACAGGAGGCACCGGGGGCUGAUCCACGCCUACGAGUUUGCAGUGGACCAGCUGGCCUUCCAGAGCACUCUGCCCAUCUGCCGCUUGUCCUAUGACACCAUGGCUGGCUACAACUAUGACCUCGCGCUCACCUUUCCCUACGACACUAUUAGGGAGUGACCUCAGUUGGGAGCAGGGAGAAAAGGAGAAGAACCAAUUUUAUGAAGGAAUGGGGCACUGGGCUAUAAACGUUGGGGGAAGAAAGCAACCCCAGGGUGACACCACAUCUUCCUGCCUUGCCUUCGCCUGUCCCCUCUGCCAGGUCAUUCUUUAAACCGAGUUUGUCAUGGUGUGUUUCCUCUUAUCCUGUUCUCUCCAUGCAUCCUCUCACUUCUGGCUUUUCUAUUUCCUCCUUUCUGCACAACCCCCAAAUGUGACCUCUCCUCCCGACCUGGUCUGAGGCAGUGACAGCACCACUGCCCUGCACAAGCCAGUGCUGGGAUCACCACACUCCCAGACGCCUCGCAUAUCUAUCUCCCUGCAUCAUCGUACACAUGACGAGAAACUACACCUCUUCAGACAAGGCCAGAAUCACUACGGCCCUGCUGGCCAUCCUUCCACUCUCCAAACUCCUUUCUCUUUCAGGGUCUCUUGGCCUGUGAGCCACAGGCAUCUCCCUGUCCUUGGGAUCUCAGCUCGGCUCUUUACUCAGGGUGGCCUUCUUUGACCCCCACCCCUAGUAAAUCUGCUACAGCAGUAUUUUUUCUUCACAGUGAUUACCAUGGUUUGUAAUUAUAUAUAAUUAUGUCAUUAAUGCUUAGUCUUGGGUCCAUACGAUGUGAUACAAUGUAGAUACUUUCUAAAUAUUGGUUGACUAAACCCCAUCCUCCACGUGGAAUGGACAGUGGUUCGCCAGUAGAGAAUGAGUGAGAAGAGGGGAAGUUAUAGGGGGGAACCAUUAUCUGAAACCGCUAAGAUAAAACAGGACAACACAGGAGAACUGUUCAGUUUGGUAAGUAAAUUCCACCUCUAAAGUAUGACGAGCACAAGCUGCUGCAUUACUGUUGAUUUAGAUUUGUUCUAAGCUGCAGCUUCCACCUAAUAAGCCUUCAGAAUAUCAAAGCAAAAACAGAACUACAAAAAAAAAAAUCCAUCCUCACAGUGGGUGGUCAACACCUCAAAUCAGUAAAAAACUUAGGGCUAUGCAGGGCUUGCCUAAUACAUCAACAAGCUUGAACCAACGGAUGUGUACAGAAUUUUGGAUUUCAUAUAUCUGUAGACCAUACACAAAUGACCAGGUACAAAGGCCACAAAGACUGAUGCCACACUGCCAAAUCUAGCGACCCCCAGCCCCGUGAAAUUAGAAAUCAACAAAAAGCAAAAAAACUGUAAUAGGAAAACAUACACCUGGAAAUUCCAAACACUUCUGAAUUAACUUGGGUUUAAAGAGAGAAAUAAAAACAAACUAUAAACAGCUCGAGACCUGAAUGACAGUGUGAGCACAGAAUAUUACAACCCUUGGCCUGCAGCCAGAAUGAGACCCAGAGAAGUCCUGGCUUUAAUAGAAACCAGGACAAAGUGAGAAUAAAAUGAAUUGAGCUGCCCCUCAGAAAGCUUAAAAAACCAAGGAUAAAACCAUGUAUUAUUAAUGAAAUAGAAAACCAACACAUAGUAAAAAUCUUUACAACCUUCCGAAAAGACAAAAUAGGUAACUCUUGAUAAAGAAAAAAGGUGCAAGGGACCAUCAGAAACAAAAAAGGAGAUAACUGGGGAUACAGAGUAAGUGCUUUCAAUCUUUCAGUGUGGGGAAUCACGUGCCCACCUGAUCCAGGAGAAAAGCUAAGCCUCCCUAUGGGAAGGGCUUGCCAUUACUCAAAGGCCCAGAACUUUGGAGUUGUGAAGGUUUCAGAAGGUUUUUCAGAUUGCUUAAGAUAUUCAGUCUUUGAAAAAGUGCCACCCCAUAUCCAACCAGAAAGGAGAAUGGGGCCAGAUGAAGAGCAGCACCUGGGCAGCAGCAUCUCUCAACCCAGAGAGCAUGCUUCUUUAUUUCAGACAGCCUUCCUUGACAGU
Trichechus manatus latirostris (Florida manatee) is the source of this 3723-nucleotide messenger RNA. RefSeq names its product F-box and WD repeat domain containing 8 (gene FBXW8). The record is from RefSeq and is a predicted model, not a curated record. The coding region runs from base 31 to 1833 and encodes 600 amino acids. The transcript has 11 exons. Lineage: Eukaryota; Metazoa; Chordata; Mammalia; Sirenia; Trichechidae. Gene Ontology annotation, molecular function: protein binding.